Frankliniella occidentalis (western flower thrips) is the source of this 941-nucleotide messenger RNA. Its product is annotated as transmembrane protein 267. The coding region runs from base 200 to 817 and encodes 205 amino acids. The record is from RefSeq and is a predicted model, not a curated record. The transcript has 2 exons. NCBI's taxonomy places the organism in Eukaryota, Metazoa, Arthropoda, Insecta, Thysanoptera, Thripidae.
UGACAUUACUCAUUUCAACUGGCAUGUCCCUCGAUCGUCUGUUGGCCAUAGUGAUGGAGGCGUGCAGGUUAUGUUUUCGUACCUUGUUAAAUGAAGACACGUACUUCUGCUAUGAUUAUUUGUUAUGAUGUGAAUGUAUCUGAGUCUUUGAAAAUUGAAAAUUAAUUAGGAUGGUUUGAGGUUGCCCUCAAACAUAUCUAUGGAUGUUUACAAUGUUCUCCAGUGUGCUCUGUUGGUGUUGACAGCUGUCACAGGAGAUUAUUUUGUCCAUCUCCAGCAACACCAUGAUGUGGGAAGAGCAUUCAGUGACAAUGCAACCCACGCUGCUGUUGGGUUCCUUACUUGGAUUACCAUGAUAUCCCAUUUGGGGGGAAUGCCACCAAUCAAGGCCAGAAUCUUAGUGCAGAGCUUACUCUGUGCCCUGAUAUCAUCAGCUAUUGAUGUUGACCAUUUUAUUUCUGCAAGGUCCUUUCAUCUCAAGGAUGCAACGAAACUUAUAAGAAGGCCUUUCCUCCAUUGCACAACAUUGCCGCUUGUUGCAUUUUUAGUCAUUUUUAUUCCAGCAAAGUAUUGUAAUUGCGUGAAGCUUGAGACUUUAGGGUGGAUCAUUCUAGCUGCUUUUCUAAGCCACCAUAAUCGAGACGCUGCACGACGUGGAUUUUGGUUUUACCCCUUGGGAUCAACUCCUCCGUUGGGGACCGGAACUUAUUUGGCUCUGACAGCAAUACUACCAAUAUUUUUGAGCCUAAUUUUACAUUAUACAGAUAGCUCCCUCUUGAAAAUGCAAUCGUAUAAAAGGUCUGUUUUGAUUGUUUAAAUGGGUUUGUGAUUGUGUUCUGUGUCUUCAGAGCAGUUCAUUUCUUUCUGUUAACUUGUUUGUUCUUACUUUGAAAUAAUAGCUUAUUUUAUUAUUUUUAUUAAAUUUAUCUUUGCAAAGAAAG